ACAGCUCGUGGAAUAUUUGUAGGCGCCCGCUAUUGGUGAAGCGUCUUCAUCUGUCAAAUACGUAGGCGGGACUCGGUUUGCUGCGGCUCCUGGGCUAGGGAGGCUGAAACUGCACUUCUCUGUUUCAUAGCAAGAGCAUCUCUUAGCAAGCAGUCACAGUAACGGUGUCUCAGCGCCAGGAUCGGGAGAACUGUGGGACCUGACAAACAUCACCAUUCGCACAGGAGCGUAUAAUUCUCCACUGUUUAAAUUGCACGCCUCACCUGGAUACACCACAGUCUUCAUAAGGAAAAGAAGCGAGACGAGUUGCCAGCUCACUUAGCUGAAGGAAAGGAGAAGAAUGAUUCUCAAGCAGCAUUUACUUAUUCUUUACAGCUUCUGUGGGAUCGUUUUAAAAGCAACUGCAACGAAAAACAAAGUGAAAGGCGGCCAAGGGCAGUUUCCAAUUACUCAGAAUGUGACAGUCACAGAAGGAGGAACGGUAAACCUGACCUGCCGGGUGGAUCACAAUGACAACACUUCCCUCCAGUGGUCAAAUCCAGCUCAACAGACUCUCUAUUUUGGUGAUAAGAAAGCCCUGAGGGACAACCGGAUCGAACUGGUUCGAGCUUCGUGGCACGAGCUGAGCAUCAGCAUCAGCGAUGUGACCCUGUCAGACGAAGGACAGUACACCUGCUCCCUCUUCACGAUGCCUGUCAAGACUGCCAAGGCCUUCCUGACAGUGCUAGGAGUCCCUGAAAAACCACAGAUUGGUGGUUUUACAAAACCUGCCAUGGAGGGAGACCAGAUCACACUUACCUGUAUGACCUCUGGGAGCAAGCCCGCAGCCGAUAUCCGAUGGUUCAGGAAUGAAAAAGAGAUUAAAGGUGCAAAGGAAGUGAAUGCCAGUGGAAAGACCUUUACGGUGACAAGUACCUUGCAGCUGCAGGUGGAUCGCAAUGAUGACGGAGUUGCCUACACCUGCAGGGUAGACCACGUUGCCCUGAACACCUCACCACAGCAAACCACUCAGGUCCUGGAGGUGCACUAUGCCCCCUAUGUGGAAAUCACCCACCCACUGGUUUUUCCUCAAGAAGGGCAGUAUUUUAAACUGGAAUGCAUUUCCAAAGGAAAUCCUGUACCUGACCCAGUGCUAUGGACAAAAGAUGGUGGGGAGUUGCCUGAUCUUGACCGAAUAAUUGUCGAUGGUAGGGAACUGACCAUUAUGGCUCUGAACAAGACAGACAACGGCACUUACCGCUGUGAAGCCAGCAACCACCUUGGGAAGAGCAGUGCAGAGUACAAUUUGUAUGUGUAUGAUUUACCUACCACUAUGCCUCCAUCUUCAACAGCCCCUUCCCAAACCACCACAACAGCCACAACCACUGUAUUAUUAGAAACCACUGCCACCACUUCAGCAACAACCAGCAUCUCUGGAGCCAUGACAACACCCAAAGAAUUACCAGGCCCUGCAAAAGAUCCCAACGCCCUGAAUGAUCAGAAUGGGCCAGAUCAUGCCGUCAUUGGAGGAGUAGUUGCUGUUGUUGUCUUCGUCACCUUGUGUUUAAUAAUUGUCCUUGGCCGAUAUUUGGCAAGACAUAAAGGGACAUAUUUAACAAAUGAAGCCAAAGGAGCUGAAGAUGCCCCUGAUGCCGAUACAGCCAUCAUCAAUGCAGAAGGCAAUCAGGCCAAUGCAGAGGAAAAAAAAGAGUAUUUUAUUUAGACUCGGGCUAUUCUGCUUAUUUGAGUUGCUUAAAGUAAAAACCGGCAAAUCACCUAAGCUCAUUAUUAUUCAGUUUCAUUUCCUGCCCUGGUACUCUUUCUUUUUCAUUGUAAUUCUUUAAAAAAACUUCUACAGCCUUCUGUUAAUUGCCGGUUUUUACAAGCAACGAGCUGCUGAAGAUGUCGCCUUUUAUAUUUACAUUCUAUCCAUAUAACAAAAGCCUCCAGUACCAUUUAGACCAUACUGUUUACCCUUUGCUUACACAGUGCCUAAAUAUACAGACAUCCAUUGAAGUUUGUUGGCUUAAUUCAUGUAUCCCAUAGAAAGGAGCUUGCUUCUUUAAUCUAAUUUUACCUUUUAAUCUGUCUGGAGACAGAAGGGCAGGUGAAGGAAAUAAUUAGUUCCACAUGUAAGUCAAACAAUGUAAACUUGUGCCAUCACAAGACCCAAAUGUUCAGAUGCAGGAAAGUGCUUUACCCUUUUAUUUUAACAUCUCAUAGCAAACCAAACAAAAAAGGAGAUAUUGUUCCUGUGUCUGUCUGUAUAUGGAACUUUCUGUACUAUUUAUAAAUUGGCUGAAGCAAGGUCAUUUACUUAAAGUAUAUAGUUUUUAGAUAUGAAAAAGUGGAUCUAAAGACAGUCGUGCAGACUUUAAGGUUUCUAGGUGGUUGCUUGUGGUACCACCUGGUAGUAUUUGAAAAGUAGCUAAUUGUAAGAUACAGUGGAUCACAAUAAACAUGUCUCACUAAAGGUCUGAGUCCUGACCUGAAUUUGUGUCCAUUUAAACACAGAAAUACACAUAAAGUGUCUAACGUAGAUGUAAAUGUCUGGUCUCUCACCAUUAAAGCACAAGGUGAAGCUAUAAUCUUGUAUGAUAAUUUGUGUUGCAUCCUUAAUGAAUAUUUAACAUUUUUGUCUGUAUAUUCCAGCACUGUUUAGCAGUAGGCUUUUUCUCUGAUCAUAGUUUGAUAAAAGAAAUGGAAGCACAAAUAUCUAAGGAGAAACAGUAUUAAUCUACCAGCCUGUAGACUGCCUCAGGAUUUGAACUAACUCUGUUAGGCUAUCAAGAGAUGUGAUUUGUAAUUGGCUGUUCCUGACUUAGGCCAAUUAAGAAAUACUGUUGGUUAAGCAAACUAGUCUACAUUCAACAAGGAAAAAAUAUAAAGGGUUAGAGUCCUUUUGAACAUAAAAAUCUGCAUCUUUUAUUUUCUCUUUAUAUAAUAAAUAAGCUCCCUUGUUAAUACAGCUGUAUAUUAUGUCUGCUAAAUGUGGUUAAUAGUGAAAAUUGUUGUUAGACUUUGAAUCCCUCAUACCUUAAAUUUGUAUAUUAGCCAAUUUAUCUAUUGAAAAUAAUCUAUAAAUAUUUUCAAUUUAUCUGUUAUUUGUCAUUGCUCAUAUUAAAAAAUGACAACUUUGUUUUCUUUCACCAGAAAGCAUGUAUAUACAGUGUAAGUACUAAAAUUUAGUAAUACAUAUUUGUUGAUUUUUUUUCAAUUUUUUAUUUUUUUUCUGUAACUGCUCUGCAAACAUUAAAAUACCAGUCUGUUAAUUUUGAAGGGGGGUUGUCAGCAUUAAAGUCUGAAACCUUCAGUAGUCACAUUACAAGUUUGCUGAGAAGGUAAAAACUGCUGCAAUACCAGAUUUCACGUGAUCAGUUUCACAUAGUGGGUGGAAAAUAGAAAUGCGUAAAAAUAACACAGUGUUAACUAAGGCCGAGAAUACACUUUUUCACCUUGACCAAACAGUCAUUUUGUAUGGUAUGAUCGUCAUUCAUAAUUUUAGGCUUAGGUGAGAUAAACUGCAUUUCUGAAGUGCGCUGCUCAAUUGAUUUUGUUAUCUCCUAACUUGAGCUUUAAACAUUCAAGUAGCAACUCUUCAUUUUUGGCACUUGAAAAAGAAGGCUAUUUUGACUUGUUUUUGCUUACUUGCAAACUGUUCCUUUUUUGUGUUGCAUUAUGUUCUUACUGUACUGUUUCUUCAUCACAUGAGCACCAUGAGCAUGGGAGAAGGAAAACUACUUAUUAUUCGUGCAGAAUGACUACGUUUGGAAAAUUUUGCUGGUUCAUAAUUAAGGUCAUUUGGAACUCCAGUCUUGUAGAUGAACUUCUCUUCACCAAGGCAAAAGUCAUCAAUGAAUAUUUAAAUGACUUAAUCAAGCAGCUUCAAUAUAACAAUCACCAUGAUUGCCUUUGUGUUCGCAGCAAACAAUGUUGAUGGCAUGUUGAAUAGUAAGCCCUAAUAUGGGAAAUUACUGUUCACCCCAAAAUGUCAGAAAAAUUCUAUCAAAGAUGAAAACACUUAACACAAAUGUGGAUACAGUCAAGCAUGAUUUGAACUUUUUUCUACUGAUUUUAUUUUCUUUAUUAAGUUGUUUAAUUGCCUUCUUUUUUGGAGUGUGUGAAGUGUUUGUGUUUCCAGUGUUAAAAUGUCUAUUUUCAAAGCUAUCGAAACACCAUUGUAAAAAUAAAUCAAUAAAACAACUAAAAAAAUAAGAAGUGGUGUAGAGUAAAAUGUUAUAAAAAAGGCUACAUACUGUAUCAUUUUGUUUUCUUCUCUAGGUAGGCUAUUGUUAUUCAUUGGCCAGGCAGAGGCCUGUAAGCAGGAAUUCAAAAAAACCUCCAGAUCCACUGUAGCACCAAUGCAACACUUCAACAGAGAGUUUUGUUCUCUCCUUUGUACUAAAAAUACUCCUCAAAACAUUGGUGUUUUACUGUGCCCUUAUCCAGACUUCUAUUUACUGUCUCUACACAUCUAUGGUAAAAAAGUAUUGUAUUGAAAGUUUGUUUCAAAAGAGCUGUUGAGCUUUUUAAUGUUUUUAGGUGAAAUUGUGUUGUUAGCAAACUGAUUAACAAUAUUCUGGACAAUUGCAAUGUUCACUGAAACAAAGUUGAGACCUCAUGUUGAAUGCAGAAGCAAGACAGUGUCACCUCUAAACAAGGGUAAAGAAAACUGGGACAUUUGUGCCUUCCAUAAGGUCAAAAUAUCUCCCUUUCUCCUGUCUCGCCCCCCAGUAUAUAAUUUGGCUCCAGCUUUCAGAGGUAAAAUAGGGAUGUCCAAAACAUUUCUGUCAACAUAAGAGGUUAAUGUUGUAUGUGUUGCAUUUGUAAUCUGUAUCUUUUUUAUUGUAAUUAUUUUAAAACAGCAAGCUUUAAUAACUUUUGACCUUAUGUUUUGUGUUUGCUACUAAAACUGGGAAUUUUUUUCUUUCCCCUUAAGGCACUAUGGAUAAUAAUGCAGCAUUUAUAUAAAGCAGAAGAAUUUCUCUCAACCUGUAAGCAACACAUAUUAACCUCAUUUUGUUAUUUGAAAAAAAAAACACUGAUGUUAUUUAACAUGAGUAUGGGCUUGAGUAGGAAAGAUAUCUUUUAGGAUAAAUGUUUUCCUGGAUAAAAAAAUGUGGAAAAAAAACAGCAAAAUCGAAAACACAAAAAAAAUCCAAGACAUUGUUCUUGCAUAUACUCUAGAUGGUCUGGUGUUUAAACAGUUCAAACUGGUUGCAUGACAUUCAGUGGCUUCCACAUAAUGUAUUUUUUAACAUUUGAAAUAAAGGACAGUAUCUGUGUGUGUUGAAACAAAUAAUGGAAACAAGACAUUUUAACAUUUCGCACUGUUCUUCACCAUUUUCAAUACUAAUUUAUGUAUGUUUUAAUUUUGAAGCCAUAAAAAGCUUGUUACAUAAAUUUAGGCUAGUACAGCAUAUCAUAAUUAAAAGUAGUGUAGUUUUUUUUUUGCAUCUCAGGAAUAUGUUUCAACUGGUUCCUGUUCAGAACCAGAACACUCUUCACCCUGUUUCCCCCAGUUCAUUGAAACCCUGGUUAUGUUGGGUUUUUAACCAUUAAACUGUUAAUAAAAAAGAAUUUCGUGUUUUCA
Messenger RNA from Lepisosteus oculatus (spotted gar), 5572 nucleotides. Its product is annotated as cell adhesion molecule 2. NCBI's taxonomy places the organism in Eukaryota, Metazoa, Chordata, Actinopteri, Semionotiformes, Lepisosteidae. The record is from RefSeq and is a predicted model, not a curated record.